This is a messenger RNA of Prunus armeniaca (apricot), 711 nucleotides long. The record is from the annotation of a GenBank genome assembly. NCBI's taxonomy places the organism in Eukaryota, Viridiplantae, Streptophyta, Magnoliopsida, Rosales, Rosaceae.
AUGGAAAUUGAAUCUCAUCAGCAGCUUCACAUGUUCUUCUUUCCAUUCAUGGCUCAAGGCCACAACAUACCCUUCAUAGACAUAGCCAAGCUAUUUGCUUCUCAUGGUGUAAAAUCCACCCUGAUAACCACCCCUGUCAAUGCACCACUCUUCUCCAAAGCAGCAAAAAUUUGGGGAUGUGAAAGCAGUAGUAACUUGGCUACAACAAUUGAGAUGAAGGAAAAGUUCUUCAAAGCCACCUUCCUGCUUGAGCCACAGAUUGAGCAGAUUUUAGACCAGCACCGCCCUCACUGCCUUGUUGCUGAUUCUUUCUUUCCUUGGGCUACAGAUGUUGCUGCCAAGUUCGGAAUUCCAAGGCUCAUUUUUCACGGGACUGGUUUUUUCCCUUCGUGUGCUUCACAGACUGUGAUAUUGCAUCAGCCUCACAAGCAGGUGGAAUCUGAUUCAGAACUUUUUACUAUUCCUAAUUUCCCAGUUGAGAUCAAGAUGACACGAACCCAAAUACGGAGUCUUUCUGAGAAAAAUUCUGAAUCAAUAAUGACCAAAUUGUUCAAAGAAUCCAGAGAGAUUGAGGAAAGGAGCUAUGGGAUUAUUGUUAACACUUUCCAUGAACUUGAGCCAGAUUUUGCAGAUCAUUACAGGAAUGUUUUUGGGAGGAAGGCAUGGCAUAUAGGCCCCAGUUUCGCUAUGCAACAAGGCAGCACAGGAUAA